ACAAGCUGGGGAUGUGUUAUCAAACUUGAGCAAGACUUAAAGCAGCUACAAACAUGUACUCUUGUAUGUGAGGUUCUUAAGCAAGUGUUUCCAUGUGUUAAGUGAUAAAUCAUGACAUCUAAGUUAACAGUUGAAAAGCCAGAUGGAGGGAAGAUUGAGACCAUCUUUGCAAAAGGAAUAUCAUAUUGGUCAGGGGUGGAAAUCCCCGGGGAUGACUUACAUGCCCAUAUCGACAAAGUACUGAACCUGGAUAUCAGGGACGAUGACAUCUAUCUGGCUACUUACCCUAAGGCAGGCACCCACUGGAUGUGGGAAAUCAUCCAGAUGCUGCUCAAAGGAAUCCCUGAGUAUGACAAACGAGUCAAGGAGUCUGCCUUCCUUGACUUCCGUCCCCCGGAAACUGUUAACAGCAUCCCCUCUCCUCGUGUUCUCAACUGCCACUACCCUGUGACCUUGACCCCAAAAAGAGUCAUCUCCAAGGGUAUCAAGAUAAUCCAUGUGCAGAGGAACUUUAAGGAUAUCUGUGUUUCUGCAUUCCACCACUUAAAGACGUUCAAAUUAUAUGGAGCAGAGACAUUUGACGAUUUCCUACCCAUCAUGAUUGGAUCAUAUGGAAUACAUUUCUUCUGUUCGUGGGCGGAGUAUGUACGAGGCUGGGAACGCUUCACCAACGACAACCCAGGCGAUGUUUUAAAUAUUUACUUUGAGGAUCUUAAAGAGGACCCUGUUAGAGAAAUAGCAAAAGUGGACAAGUUUCUGGAGACAGGGCAAGAUGAAGGGAUGUUCAAACAGAUAGCCGAGGCCUGCCACUUCACUAACAUGAAGAAAGCUAACAAAGAAAUCAAGGAGAACAACUUUAAUACAGAGGUGGACAUGUACAGGAAAGGUGAGGUUGGUGACUGGAAGAACUGGUUUACAGUAGCCCAGAGUGAAAGAGUGGACCAAUGGCUAGAAGAGAACAUGUUGGGCUCUCAGCUAAACUUCAGGGAUGCUCUCUAAAACUGAUCUUCCCAGCUACACCUCAGGGACACUUUCUAAGACCCUAGACCACACAAUCUGGAUGUAGCUCUAUUUACACCCAAACCAUCAUAAAAUUGUUCAACCAUUCACAGUUAUCAUGUAUGAUUGACAAACAAAACCACCAUGCUAUGCACCUAUUGUUUUUCAAGUUUUGUCAUGUGCUUAAAAUAUGGCCUUUUGUAUACAUUUGUAUGGCAAUUGAGAGAAAUAAAUAUUUUAAAUAAAAUGCCAAAUGUUUGUUAUGAAAAAAACCAACAACAUAAUAUGUUGGUAGUGACAUCUUAUAGAAAUAUCUUAUUUGAUACUAAGACUCUGUAAUUUUCAGGUAGAA
Molecule: messenger RNA, 1351 nt
Organism: Mya arenaria
Lineage: Eukaryota; Metazoa; Mollusca; Bivalvia; Myida; Myidae
Product: sulfotransferase 1A1-like
Exons: 6
Coding region: 112-999 (295 amino acids)
Biological process (GO): sulfation
Cellular component (GO): cytoplasm
Molecular function (GO): sulfotransferase activity
Source: RefSeq, a predicted model, not a curated record